This is a messenger RNA of Harpegnathos saltator (Jerdon's jumping ant), 6931 nucleotides long. It is a transcript of the gene RhoGAP100F, whose product is annotated as Rho GTPase activating protein at 100F. Gene Ontology annotation, biological process: cell projection organization; cell migration; regulation of Ras protein signal transduction. Bases 231 to 4472 code for a protein of 1413 amino acids. Gene Ontology annotation, molecular function: GTPase activator activity; protein binding. Gene Ontology annotation, cellular component: synaptic membrane. The record is from RefSeq and is a predicted model, not a curated record. The transcript has 20 exons. NCBI's taxonomy places the organism in Eukaryota, Metazoa, Arthropoda, Insecta, Hymenoptera, Formicidae.
CUCUCUCUCUCUCUCUCUCUCUUUCCGUCCGUCGCACUCUCAUCCUCAUCGAGCACCUACACUCGUACUACGUGCGCCCUUCCGUCGUUCGCCGGUCACGUGAGAUCCGGAAGAAAAAGACUGGCCGCUUGCGGAAGCGCUCGAGAGAGGGACAGGUAGAAGGGAGGCGAAGAAGAUUCGCCGGCCGGUCGUCUUCGGACCGCUAACUCGGUAGGAUAACUCGCGCACGCAUGGAGCCGCCGCGAUGGGGUGGCGCGACACGCGCGACGGCGGCGGCGGCGGCGGCGUUCACCCGGCAGGAUGAUACCGAGAGACGGAAAGAGAAGACGGACCGGCGGUGGUGGGCCGGCAAGAAGGGCGAGGAGCUCCAGGAGUCGGUGGCGAGCGAAAGGGGCUGCAAAUCGGCCGCGGCGGCGUGGAUGUCCUUGCUGUCGCUCUGCGAGCGGAUGUGCGGUACCGCCGCGUGGCUCAUCCCGGUCACAUGCCUUCGCGGGGAGGGCCGAGGAGAAGUGACAGACAUAAGCGCAAGUCCUGGGAGGCAGGCACCUGCCAACCAGUUGCGCCCCAAGGAACCACCCCCCAUGGUCAUUCAAGGAGACUUCAGGAAGUGGGAGGACCUACCGUUGCAGGUGAGCGGGAUCAGCACAGAGAUCUUCAAGCAGAUCGAGACUGUCGAAAACGAUCAUGACGCUUCGACAGCGGCGGCCCUUGAAGCUGUCGAGCGGAGAGGCGAGAUGGUCGUGCGUGUCAUUGAGCCUCGGCAAAUGGGUAGACAGGCUUCCGAGGCGGCGAAAAAAUUUAUCGCCAUGCAGGAUCCCAAGCACCCUAUCCACUUCGUCGAGAUAAUCAAACGACCGGGACAGACCCUCGGCCUCUACAUACGCGAGGGCAACGGCGUCGACAGAAACGACGGGGUCUUCAUCUCGAGGAUAGCCUUGGAAACCGCCGUCUACAACAGCGGCUGCUUGAAGGUGGGCGACGAGAUCUUGGCGGUGAAUCUGGUCGACGUGACGCAUAUGAGCCUGGACGAUGUCGUGAUCAUCAUGUCGAUACCAAGGCGACUCGUCUUGGCCACCAGGCAUGGUCCGCACCAACCAGUCUCGCACAGCCGCCAGACUGAGCACAAGGCGCCGCCCGUGGUAGUUAUCAAGAGGGAGCUGAAUGAGGACGAGAGUGACCAUGCGACGAGUAACCACGUCAGGUAUUCGGUCUCAGAUAGCAGCCGUCGACGAGGCGACGGGCGUGAGAUGCUGCCAUCGCGAUCGAGACUCGGUCUCACCGGUUUGGGAUCUAGUCAAGAUCUCGGAUCGAGCAACGGCGAUUUGUACUACAAUUCGCGGCCGGAAGGUCACUGGUCCUAUCAACCGCCACCGCCGCCGGUCAUCACGCACCAGCCGAAACCUUCAGCGACGCAACACUUUCAGCCGUACGAGCGCGGUUAUCCGAAGACCCUGGAGAGCUUGGCAGAGAAAGAUUUCACAAAGGUACACCCCUUCUACACGGGGCCCGUGAUGCCCUCGAAUGGCGGCCGGCGUAUGUCGACCGGUGGCGGAAUGCAAUCAGUCGGCGGCAGGCUGUCGGGCCAAACCCAGUCGACCCAUUACGGUUACGGCCAGCACACCGGAAGCGGAAGGAUCAUGCCGAGAAGUGGUUCCGACCAGCAUCUACCUCGAGUCGAUUAUACCAGUAUCACGACGCCGGCGCGACAUACCCUUCUUAGAUCCAGCUUGAAAUCAGGUACAUCAGCAUUGCGCUACAACUCGAGGUAUGGCGGUCAGACGGACAUGACAUCCGCCGCACAGAGGCAGGGACAAUUCGGCACCCUGACGAGGCGACAUCGACCUUCGUUGGACUACGCCUCCGACACCGAGGCCACAUGCUCCAGCUCGCCAAAAUCAGCGUAUUACUACUAUAGGCACAACAUGAACAAUCCACCUCAAAGUAGCGCCGUAUCGCACUUAGCUACCCUUUCGAGGUCACAAAUCGGUCAGAGUUCCUCAGGUUUAAGGUCAAACUCGUUACCACGAAGCGGUCGGACGUUGCCGCAGCAGCCUGGUCUCAGGUCGGGUCUCAGCACAGUUGCGUCGGGCCUGAUCGAUCAAGAGGACAGCGACGGCGCUCUGUCGGCGCCGGAAUUGCCUUCCAUCAGACGUGACAGAGGCAGGAUACCGUCCUCGCCGAGCGUAUUCACGUCCGACGAGUAUCGCGCCUGGCUGAGCCGUACGCCGAGCACCAGCGCUCUGUACGAGCAGAUCAGGGCGACCACAAGUAGACCACCCCGUUACACAUACAGCGCCGAGAACAUUCACGCAGCCGUCAAUCAGGGAGACUAUGGCAGUUACGGUGCGUACAGACCGCUCUCGAGCACGCUCGAUCGCCUAUCGACGAGAUCGGCGUCAGCCCAACAGGUGAAUCUUGCGAAUCUGAGAGCGUCGACGGCGAUCAGUUCGACGUGCCAUCGAGGAGCAACGAAUCCAAGGCCAGCCUCGGUGGCAUCGAGCGCGCGCUCGUCGUUGGCGACCCAGAAACCUUCGUUGAGCAGCUCCGCAAGCCAACGCGCAACCUCGGUCAGAAGAAUUAGGAACUUGCUGGACUUGGAGUCCACGAGGAGCAUACCUACUCCAACGCCUACCAGAACUCAGGAUCAAAGACUGCUAGAUAUUAAUCCUGCAGAGUUCCUCAAGUAUAAAAUAGAGAAACCGCCAACUGUAGGCACUCCGAGCUCGACAAGCUCGCUCUUGAGCUCACUCGGGGAGAAUAGUGGUGGCGAUUUGGCAGGUGGGGUCAGCGGAUUAUUGUGGGUCCAUCUUUUAGCGGGACGCGGUCUUCGAUCGACUACGACCUCAUCGGCUGCCACUACACCUUCCACUCCUUCGGGUCAACCAAAUUUAGCUAGUUGUGGCUUGAGAGACUUGUAUUGUGUGCUGGAGUGCGACAGGGUGCACAAAGCGCGGACGGUAGUACGAACCGGCGACUUGAUGUUUGACUGGGACGAAACCUUCGAGCUGGAUCUCGUAGGCAAUCGGCAGUUGGAUCUGCUCGUAUAUUCUUGGGACCCACAGUACAGGCAUAAACUCUGUUACAAAGGAUCGGUGCAUCUGGCAACUCUGCUGAAGGAGUCGCCGGUGCAUCAGCUAGCCGUCAAAGUUGAGCCACGUGGCACAAUCUACUUAAGACUGCGAUACACCGACGCCCAACAAACUUUCCGUAGAAGAGGUCUGCCGGUUAUAUCCUUAGCUACGAGGGUAGCGCCUCUCUUCGGGGUUGAUCUGGAUACAGUGGUAAGUCGAGAGACUAAAACUGGCGGAGUUCCCGGUGGAGUUUCCACGGCUCUAGCGAUGGGAAUGCCGAACGUUCCGAUAAUCGUGUGGCGUUGCGUCGAGGAGGUGGAGAGAAGAGGCCUCGAUAUCAUCGGUUUGUACAGACUCUGCGGUUCGGCGACUAAGAAGAGGAUACUUAGGGAAGCUUUCGAGAGAAACGCGCGUUCGGUGAAUCUUUCGCCUGACAAUGUGCCGGAUAUCAAUGUCAUCACUGGCGUGUUGAAGGAUUAUCUACGAGAACUUCCGGAACCUCUCUUCACGAAGUGCCUCUACCAAAUGAUGGUCGACGCACUGGCCGUCUGUUUGCCGGACGACCCGCAGGGCAACGCUAAGCUUAUGUUCAGUAUACUAGAUUGUCUGCCUAAAGUUAACAGGUGCACAUUAAUCUAUUUGCUGGAUCAUCUGGCGAUGGUAGUGUCGCAGUGCAAUAAAAUGUCACCGGCGAGUCUUGCCGUCUGUUUCGGUCCGGUGUUGAUGUUACACUCGGAAGAAACUGGACCUCCGCUAGAUUUUCAGCAACCAAUCGCUGUGCUGAAGUAUCUGUUGGAAAUAUGGCCAGUAAAGUCAGUUCGGAAGACUUCUUCAGUCGGUUCAACGCUUCCUCGAGUUACGCCAGUAGUCGAGCGCAGCAGCAGUCAGCAGCAUCUGCAGCAAAUGCAGCAGCAAAUGCAACAGCAGCAGCAGCAGCAGCAGGUGCAACUGCAGGGAACAUUGGGACGCACAGGGCUGCCUUGGCAGCAGCCACCCUCACUUCAUCAUCAACCCCAAAUUACGGUAGCCGCAGUCCUCGGGCCCUCCACUCGUCCGCCACCGCCGGUCAAGCCUCGACAGGUGAUAGUCUCGUCUCCCGGUUCACCUAGCAGCGAGGAAUCGGAGGCCUCGCCGGAGCCAAUUAACAAGAGCCUUCUGGGAGGUCUGGGAUUCGAGAAGAGCGACGAGACAACGACGACGACAAUGACGACGACGAUGACGAGCGUGUCGAGCGGCAUCGGCGUCGGCGGUAGCGCCGGUGUCGAGCAGGUGACGCCGACGAGCAGCGUCGACACUGAAGAGGGCAACCCCCAGCACCCUGAAGAGGGCGAGAAGGGCGUCGAGGGCGACGUCGAGGCGAGCGACGACGACCGGCACCAGCAUGUGCCCAAGACGCACUAGUCACGCUAGUACGAGGAAGCCGCGAGGAUGUCGAUUCUUCCUCGGCAAGGACGAAUAAGCGAACGAGCGUACGUCGAAGAUUGAGGACUGCUUCGUGACUUUGUAUGUAAGGCAUUGUCGCUCGUACGGACCUCCGUUUUGCUCUCCAGCAAGACUCAAUCGAGUAAGGCAGCAUAGUCGUUAAUUUCUGGUAGGAUCGAAUUUUCUCAGUAGGGUCAAAUCGUUUAAGUUUCAUCGAACGCGUUUGCGGUGCAGGAGGCAUGUAGAAGCGGUCCGAGCGAGAGUCUUCUCGGUCUACGUUGCUGAUAAUCGGCCGAUCGAUACGUAGCAAUCCGUUGUUGAGCAUUCCGAACAGGAAUCAGGAUCGAUCGCGGUCCUGGCGGAGUCCAUGGCUCAUGCUUGCUUGCUUGCGCGAAGGUUUGUUAAAGUUUAAACAAAAAAGAAGCAAAGGAGGAGAGAGAACGGAGACAGAAAGGUGCUUUGAGCUCGGUCGAUGUUACCAGAUUGUACUAGCAUAGAGGAUUUCCCGAAGAGCGAAUAACGAAAUGAAAAUCAACGCUGGCGAAUUUCUUACUUAAACAUCGCGCCUUGGUUUAUUGACUUCUGAUUGAAGUUGAGUUUCGCUAGAGUUGUGCAAAUUGAAUGUAACAUGAUUAGACACAACCACGUCGAACGAGAACGCUACCAGAAUGGUCUCGAGCAACUGAGGAGACGCUGGCCCGUACAACAAACCGCAGGACAAAUUAGGAUUCGAAAAAUGACACGCGUAUCCUUCCCGCAAGUGGCCGACGCAAACAAGCGCUGUAACGCUGAGGAAACGGUUUCCAUGCUGGAAAGUCGAGGUUGCAGAGAAUGAGAGACAACCGAAGCAACCGAACACACGUUCAGUCCCCUGCACGUCGCGAGAGUUUCUUCAAGUAGUCGUUUCACGGUCUGUCGAGUGUCCCUCGAGAAAGAAACGGUGGAUCACAGACGUAAGAUACCUUGUGCACAACAAAAGAAGUAAGUUGUUCUCUUUUAGAAGUUGCCGCAUAAAGACGGGGAGAAAAGGAAAGAAAGAAGAAAAAGAAGAAGAUAUAGGGGUGAGUGGAGAGACGGACGAGAUCCUUCCGCAUCGUCGCGAUCUUUGUCAUCGACAUCAUUAUCGUCACGAACACGACCCACACAACACACAGAACACACAAAACGCGAGCGCGAGCACGAACACGUGGUGGGCUGGUCAACGAAGAGGAGGCUCACGUGGCAUACAUAAUGAUCAGUUUAUACGCGACAUAUUAUAAAUAUAUAUAUAUAAAUAUACAUAUAUAUAUAUAUUAUAUAUACAUACAUAGACUAGUCACGAUAUUACGUGUGCUUUUGAUAAAAAACUAUUACUUGUAGCGUCAAUAGCUAGCCCUCGUAUACAGGAGAAAGAUGGAGUCACAUGAACAAACAAACAAACAAACAGUUUAACAAACAAGCAAACAAACAAACAAACAAACAAGUCGACAAAACUGACAAACUAACAAACUUAAUUAGACGAUAUAUAUAUAUAUAUAUAAUAUACAUAAAAGUGCGUAUAUAUAUAUACGUUGGGAAGGCGUGAAGACACGACGGCGUUUCCGCGUGUCGACAAUACAACGCGUACAUAAGGCGGAAUUGCUGGGACAUGUCGCGCCGCGGGUAUCGAUAUAGUGCCAGCUGGCUGGUCGCCGACCGACCGACCGGCCACUCUAUCAGUACUGAUCGGACAAUCGGUUGUCCCAGACUGGGUCACGGGGACGUUGGUUGGAAGACGUGGGAGAGUGGUUGCUGCGCUAGAGGAAUUCACCGAAAACGAUAAUAAUUACGAGUAAAAAAAGAAAUGUUACGAUUAAUUAACUAUACUUUUAAAGAAAACAGAAAGAGAGAGAAAGAGAGACAGAGAUGUAAGACGAGUAAAAAUAGCCAGUAUUAUUAUACGUCUAAACUUAAAACGACGAUCGCGAGAGGGAGAGAAAGAGAGAGAGAACGCGAGCAAGAGCGAGUGAGUGAAUGAGUGAGUGAGAGUGGGAGAGAAAGUGAACACGAACGAAUUAUCUAACGUAAAUUAACGAAAUGAAAGGAGAGAGACAGGAGUAUAUAGCGGGGUAUGAGGGGGGGGGAAUGUAAACGAUCGUCGCGAUUGUUGAGAACAAUCGUGCGGCGGCGAGAUCGCAACGGAACCGCGAGCGGACGCGACAUCAUCAUCAUCGUCGUCGUUGCCGUAAUCCUCGUUAUAAUAACCAUCACGCUAUCGUCGUUUCUAUCAUCGUUACUCGAUCUCGCUCGCGGCUCCGUUCGGCGACGAGAGAGAGAGAGAGAGAAAGAGAGAAAGAAAGAGAGAGAGAGAGAGAGAGAGAGAGAGAAAGAGAGAGAGAGAGAAAGAGGGGGGAGAAAUAAAACAUAUAAAAGGGAGGCACUGUAAUCCGUAUAAACACGCAGAUAUAAAUAUAUAUAUA